CAUGACGAAUACAAUACACAUUGUGCUACUCGUCGUGUCAUCGAAUGAGGUUCAGAUGGGCCAGCCCAUACGCUUGAUCAGCAGAACACUGCGUGGUCGAUUCGACGAUGUCCCCUGGCUCGGAUUGUUGAAGAUCAUCCUGAUUGUCACAACUUUCAACGUCAACCAGAUGCUUGUAUUAUUACUCGUAGUACAUAUGAGAUCUCAAUGACUCUCUCCUAUGCUUGGGCGGGCGUUUUGUCCCGCCGUGACGUCGCAUGCAGGUGCGGGAGGUCCUGAUGCUGCGCCUCUUCCGGCACAGCAACAGCGGACGAGUCUUGUUGUGCAUCCUUCACCCUGCAAUACGCCAGAAGUUUUGAUCAAAUUUUCAAGACUCGGCGAUGCCAGCACUUCUAAGUAAAUGGCGGAAAAAGCCAGUGUGUGCUUCCACGCGUUGGGAAGAACUCCGGCAUCUGCAGGCCGAAGAUGCCGACGGCGACCAAAACGGACCAAAGACCCUAUACUUGCAACUACACGAACUAGUUCUGCCGAUCGAAACGGCAAAGUUAGGUGAGAAUGAUUUGUUUUCACCGACAGGAUGCCACUGGGGGAGCGUCGUCAUCACCUGCGAUCAAUCACAGAUCUCUUGCGAUCUCGCGCUCUACCGAACCUCGCAUUCGUUACGCCCGCAGUGGGUUUGCAAGCAACCGCUGCAGGAGUUCGAGGUGUUCCGUCCGGUACAUCAGGUUCAAAUAUCUUUCAACCUCAACCUGAAAGGCUCGAAUACCUUUUCGCUGAAUAUAUCAGUGCCCCUGGGGGAUGUUCCAGUGUUUCAAGAUCUGGAGUCUAGACUCGAAAGCGCUCGACUUGACUCGCAAUGGUACGACGUCCCCGGCAACAGCGGUGCCAAGGUUGCGGUUGGAUUCGCGUUCUGUGAGAGAUCCGAGCGAGAGGAUUUCUAUGAUGCCAGACUUUGUUGUCCUUGGAGAGUGACCCACAAGUACAUUGGCCCAGGACAGAUGGAGACCGUGCAGAAGUACGCAAUUCAAUACUUGACGAACAUCCCCGCGAAUACACACUCUGAGCGCAAACCAUUUCCCGUAUUUGCUUACGAUAUGCCUGUUGCUGCAUUCUAUGAGAAUAUUGUUUUACACGGGCGAGACUCUAUACUUUCGCCAUUUGUUGGCGGAGGGCAAUUGUUCUACUAUCUGCAGCAAGAGCGGCAAUUUAGUGUCGACAAAUCAAGGAUCUAUAUUGCAGAGCUCAUGCACGCACUGGAAGGGUUGUCCAACCACGGCUUUCCUGGAUACGACGUCCGUCCUACAAAAGUCAUGCUCGACAGCUUGGGACAUGUGAAGAUAUGCGACUUCAGAUUGUAUGGGUAUCGUCAAGAUGCCGUCGACACCAAUCUUGAAUAUUGGCAGCAGAGUAGAUACCUUACUCCCGAAAGUUCUGUGGAUCCCACACCCAAUGAAGCAACGGCCGCUUGGUCGAUAGGGGCGGCUCUAUUCGAAAUGCUUUACGGUCUACCACCAUUCUAUGACGAAGACGUUGACACUUAUAUAUCUCGAAUACGCUCGACCCGCCCACUCGUAAUUCCCAGUCGCCCUGAGAUUCCAUCAAGUGCCGCAACACUUCUGCUCCAACUACUCGAAAAGAACCCAGCAGCACGACUCGGAGCGUCAGGUCUGUUGGACAUCAGAUCCCAUGACUUCUUCAUUGGCGUUGAUUGGACUGACAUUGCGUCGAGAGAACGCAUCGCUGCAUUUGUGCCACCUGUAAACCCCCCAUGGAUUGCGAAGCAGGUUCGGCCAGAACCAGAUAUCUGGAGAUGGAGCUGGACCGACAAGGACGGCAUCGUACAUAAACGCGCGUUUGAUUUCGGAAAGUUGGCACGGAGGCUUAAAUCAAAGCGUGAGCCGCCGGAUUGGGAACUGCUGAAACCUCGAUCCCGCCGAGCUCUCAAGACCGUCGAGCUUGGCUGGGCCGUCUUUCAAUGCGACUUUGCCGCAACGCUGCGUCUCCUGUCCCAAGGCGUACAAUGCGAUUUCGAAGAGGGUGAUCGUCCAGGCUACCCGAGGAAUCCCGAUAACGCCCAGAUCUUCUACGACCCGACUUUCGCGCGAGAAUUCAUUCCACCCUUAGUUUAUGCUGUACGAGGCCUCAACGAGGCAAUGGUCAUGCUUCUUCUUGCUCAUGGCGCCAAUCCUAAUGUUGGUUUCCACGAGUUGGAUUCAGCGGACCUCUACUACUCACAUAACAACGAGGUCUCAUGUGGCAGAGUUGUUCAUCUUGCAGCCGGCCUGGGACUCAUGGACAUCACGCGGCGUCUGAUCAUCGCUGGAGCAGACAUCUAUCGUGCACAACCCGUAGCAGCGCAUCAUCUCUGUGCUGGAGUCCAUCGAAUCAAAUGGCACCAGGUGAUACAACGCUCAGCGGAUGCUGCAGGGACAACGGCGGAAAUUUCGGACUGAGGGUUUCGUUCUAUAUUGUAGACUCGCUCAAGUAUAUACCAGUGCACCAAUCUCGAAAGGCUGUAGUCGCCCGGUGAGCAAACGACCCCUUGUCGCACCUUGAAUCGAAAAAUAGAAGAAA
Dissoconium aciculare CBS 342.82 is the source of this 2574-nucleotide messenger RNA. RefSeq names its product kinase-like protein. Gene Ontology annotation, biological process: protein phosphorylation. The transcript has 2 exons. The coding region runs from base 381 to 2453 and encodes 690 amino acids. Lineage: Eukaryota; Fungi; Ascomycota; Dothideomycetes; Mycosphaerellales; Dissoconiaceae. Gene Ontology annotation, molecular function: ATP binding; protein kinase activity. The record is from RefSeq and is a predicted model, not a curated record.